GAAACGGUUCUGCAUGUCAUGUCAGUCGCGUCAUUUUAACAUUGGGCAAAAAGUCGUUCCAAAGUGCGUAAACAAAAUUUUAUUUGCAUAAUUGAAUAAUAGUUCUAUGCUGAUGAAAAUUGUUAGUUUCAUACUUUAACUUCAUAGUUAGUAUGAGUCGGGACUUUGUGUUCACUGAAGAGGCUUCUUUAUCUCCUAUAGAGGAUCUGACAUCUAAGCAGAUAUUGAGAUGGGAAAAAGUUAAAAUAUAAUCCCAAAGUAUUAUUUGAAAAUAUCCGUUGAGAGCGGAACUUCUGAUUAUGGAAAACAAUCAUUCCAUUAACAGUGACACCUAGCGGCACAAUAUAGAACUAACUUUGAAAAGAAAAUUAUUAUAAAGAGACAGCAAUACAAUCAGCUUGACUCAACGCAAGUGCUACCAAACCAGAACCAUAACCAGUUAAAAUGUUGCGACGGAUCAUAACUAUCGUUGCGGUAAUCAGCAUUGUACACGCAAAAAACGACCGUAUACCAAACUACAGAAAUGUAAUGACUGAAGGAGGUCUCGUCAGGGGAACGAGGGCGGAGAGCGAGGAGUAUUUCGCCUUCCUCGGAAUACCUUAUGCCGCUCAACCUACGAGCUAUAAUCGCUUUAAGGCCCCGCUCCCACCCUUACCAUGGGACGGCAUUUACGAAGCGAAUCGCACCGUCAAAUGUCCUCAAAGAGGCAAAGGCGACGAAAAUUGUCUCGUUGUUAAUGUGUUCACCCCUGUCAAAGACCCAAAAAACCCUCUACCUGUAUUAGUUUAUAUUCAUGGGGGCUCAUUCCUAUUGGGAACCGGGCAGACAAGUGGAGUGGGACCUUUGAUAAAAGAAGAUAUUAUUGUGGUAACAAUGAACUACAGGCUUGGAGUACUAGGCUUUCUUUGUCUAGGUAUUGAAGAAGCUCCAGGAAACGCUGGCUUGAAAGACCAAGUUGCAGCCCUAUUGUGGGUUAGGAAUAACAUAAAAAACUUUGGUGGCGACCCUGAAGAUGUAACCAUUUAUGGAAUGAGUGCCGGCGGAGCGGCAGUUGAGUAUCAAGUCCUGUCCAAAAUGGGAUAUGGUUUGUUCAAGCAAGCUAUUGUCGAAUCUGGAGCGGCGACGUCAGUCUGGUCGUUUGAUGCUAACCCCAUAAAAACGGCAAUCGACAUGGCCCAACUAUUAGAUUUUCCUAAUACAACUAAUGUUUACGAAAUGAUUGACUAUUAUAGAUCAGUUCCAGCUGAACUAAUAAGCGCCAUGAACUAUGAUUAUUACAACAGACUCACAGAUGGUACGUUUGGAUUCGUGCCAUGUGCUGAGAGAGAAAUACCAUACAUAGAAGCCUUCAUAACCGAAUCACCAUACGAAAUAUUAACUAAAGAGAAAUACAACAAAAUUCCGAUGAUGUUCGUAUUUACGACACUUGAAGGUUUAUUUCUAAGAAGUUCAGAAUUCUACGAGCAAAACUAUAAAGAUAGGAUGCAGACGAAGUUUCUUGAUUUCUUGCCAGCAGAUCUUGUCUUUGACACUUGUGAGAUCAAACAAGAUAUCGCUACAAACAUUAAACAUUUCUAUUUCGGCAACAAAACCAUCGGAGACGAUACUAUCAUUGAAUAUUUAAACUAUUUUGGCGAUUCGUUAGUUUUAAACGCUUUCUUUAAUUCCGCUGAGAUACAUUCGAAGAGUAAUCCAGUUUAUUUGAUGGAAUUUGCGUAUAAAGGUGGUAUGGGAAGCUAUGAAGAAUUUUAUAAGAAUAUAAAUAUAGCUGGACAUGGGGAUGUUGUGAAGCAUGUUUUUUUAAACAAACCUAUAAAUGAUGAAAGUGACAAACUCGCCGUGGGCAGAAUGGCGAAAUUGAUAGCGAAUUUUGUUAAAUUUGGAAACCCUACAACCUGUAGAACAGAACUGCUACCGAUCUUGUGGCCACCAAUUCAGCCGAACAAUGUCACCUGCCUACACUUUGACAGAGAUUUGCAAAUUAUCGAAGAGCCUUACUGGGACAGAAAGACGUUCUGGGACCAACUCUACGCUAAAUUCAGAAGACCAACGAGUUUCGACAAAAGUUAAAAGUAAAAAAGAGUAAAAUAUUUAUUUUUAUGUCACUUUAUUUUUUAGUAGCCUUUUUUAAUAAGUAAAAUUCUAUUCUCGAACAAUAA
Manduca sexta (tobacco hornworm) is the source of this 2159-nucleotide messenger RNA. Its product is annotated as esterase FE4. Bases 445 to 2070 code for a protein of 541 amino acids. NCBI's taxonomy places the organism in Eukaryota, Metazoa, Arthropoda, Insecta, Lepidoptera, Sphingidae. The record is from RefSeq and is a predicted model, not a curated record. The transcript is spliced from 4 exons.